AGGGCUCCGGGCAGAGCAGCCAAGCUUGGAACAAACCAUUUGGCCAGGAGAGGGGGAAGAGGUGGUUAAAGCUGCUCCCUCCAUGAAAACAAUAGAUGGAGGAUUGAGCAUCUGGUCUUGUCCAAGGGUUUCUCCUAUUGGAAGGGAAAUGGAUGCAGUCCAGCCAGAUCGGGUAUUAAAAGAAGAAUGGGAGGACCUGGUGACCUUUGAGGAAGUGGCUGUGCAUUUCACAAAAGAGGAGUGGGCUCUGCUGGAUCCGGGCCAAAGAGCACUGUAUAAGGAAGUCAUGGAAGAAACUUGUAGGAUUGUGGCUUCUGUGGCUUCUGUGAAAAAGAGUGAAGCAAAGGAUAAACAGCAGAGAAGAGAAACUGAAGCAAAAGAAAAGUGGAGGAAGACAUUAUAUUUUUCUCAAGACUCCCAUAAACCUGCACUGCUUGAAGAGAGUUUCACAGGAGAAGAAAAUAAUAUAUUCUUUUCCCAGGCAAAAACUCUAACUAGAAUAUCAAGUGCUGAUGAGCCAACAGGACUGUGUGGGAUCAAGGAAUCAUUUAAGCACCCAGAGGGCGGAAAGCAAUUCAAGUGGAAAGUUAAUACUAUUGCACCUCAAAUUACCCACAUUGGAGAGAAAUGUAUUGGACAUUCAGUGUGCGAAAAGAACUUGAGUGAGUGCAAAAGUCAGACUAAAAAUCAAACGAUUCGAGCUGCAAACAAAGUUUACAAAUGCUCGGAUUGUGGGGAAAGCUUCAAGUGGAGCUUCAACCUUCUUGUACACAAAAGGCUCCACAGAAAAGAGAAACCAUACAGAUGCUUGGAGUGUGGAAAGCACUUCAGACACAGCAGUUCCCUCCUUGAACACGAAAGGACGCACACAGGAGAGAGGCCAUACAAAUGCUCAGAGUGUGGAAACAGCUACAAAUACGCAAAUGGCCUUGCCAAACAUCAAAGAAUCCACACGGGAGAGAAGCCAUUCAUAUGCCCGGAGUGUGGGAAAGGUUUCACCGAGAAAAGUAGCCUUAUCGACCAUCAAAGAAUCCACACAGGCGAGCGACCUUAUAAAUGCUCAGUGUGUGGAAAGAGCUUUGGGCACAGCAACGUCCUUGUUAACCACCAGAGAAUCCAUACAGGAGAGAAACCAUAUCGAUGUUCACAGUGUGGGAAGAGCUUUCGACAGAGAGGCGUCCUUGCUAAACACGAACGAACCCACACGGGAGAAAAGCCGUACUCAUGCUCGGAGUGUGGGAAGAGCUUUGGUGACAGCGGCAUUCUCGCAAAACAUCAGAGGAUCCACACAGGAGAAAAACCCUACGGGUGUUCAGAGUGUGGGAAGAAUUUCAGGCAGAAAUCAAGCCUGUUGUAUCAUCAAAACAACCACGCAGGAAGGAGGCCGUACAAAUGUUCAGAGUGCGGAAGGAGUUUCAGAGAGAGCCGCGCACUUACUAGGCAUCGGAGUAUCCACACGGGAGAGAAACCAUACAAAUGCUCAGAAUGCGGCAAAAGCUUCACGGAAAAAGCCGGCCUUGUGUAUCAUCAAAACACUCAUACAGGAGAGAGGCCGUAUAAGUGCUCGGAGUGCGGAAAGAGCUUCAGGCGCAACAGUAAUCUUUUCGAGCAUAAGAAGACCCACUCGGGAGAACGGCCGUACAAAUGUUCGGCUUGUGGAAAGAGCCUGAGAAGUUGGAGCGGCCUCACAAAACACCAAAGGACCCACACGGGAGAGAAGCCAUAUCAGUGUUCGGAUUGUGGAAAAAGCUUCACCCAGAAAGGUGGACUCACUAGCCACCAAAGAACCCACACGGGAGAGAGGCCGUAUCGAUGCGAGUGCGGAAAGAGUUUCAUGUAUAGCAAUGUCCUGGCGAGCCAUCAACGAAGCCACACGGGAGAGAGGCCCUUCAAAUGCGCAGGGUGUGGAAAGACGUUUACGGAAAGGAGCGGCCUUCAUAAACACCAAAAAAAUCCAUGCAGGAGAAAAACAGAGUGAGUGCCCAGAGUAGAGAAUAGGCUUGGGCCACUACACUUGAGCCCUCUGUUUCUGAAUGGGUAGAAUGGAAAUAGACCCAAAAUGAGGCCUAAAUGUUUUGUUAAUUUUCUUCACCCAGGGCUGUGGUGCAGGCUGGUGAGCUGCCAGCUGGAACAAAUCACUCUGACCAAGAGGUCAUGAGUUCGAGGCCAGCUCCGUGCCUGCGUUUGUCUUUGUCUCUGUUCUAUGUUAGGCAUUGAAUGUUUGCCUUAUAUGUGUGCAAUGUGAUCCGCCCUGAGUCCCCUUCGGGGUGAGAAGGGCGGAAUAUAAAUACUGUAAAUAAAUAAACUUGGGCCCUCCAGGUGUUUUGGACUUCAACUCCCACCAUUCCUAACAGCCUCAGGCCCUUUCCUUUUCCUACUCAGCCGCUUAAGCUUAGGUCCAAAUUGCAGGAAAACCCCACAAAACCAAAAAUACUAACCAUGCAUGCGCAGAGCCCCCCCCCCCCCCCCGGAAACUUGGUGACAUUAGCCAGGUGGGCGGGUCUUCAACAGCCACUGCGUGCUGAUGGCAAGGCAUAGAUUGGGUUCCUGGGAACCAUCAAAAUGAACUUCCUAACUGUGAGGGCUGUUCGACAGUGGAACUCUCUGCCUCAGAGUGUGGUGGAGGCUCCUUCUUUGGAGGCUUUUAAGCAGAGGCUGGAUGGCCAUCUGUCGGGGGUGCUUUGAAUGCGAUUUCCUGCUUCUUGGCAGGGGGUUGGACUGGAUGGCCCAUGAGGUCUCUUCCAACUCUACGAUUCUAUGAUUCAUCUUGUUCAUAACUUGGAGACUGCCUGUAUCUAACUAAGAACUGUCCUUGUUUAUUUCUAUCAUGCAUUAAAGAUAUAAAUGAAAAA
Anolis carolinensis (green anole) is the source of this 2852-nucleotide messenger RNA. Its product is annotated as zinc finger protein 883. NCBI's taxonomy places the organism in Eukaryota, Metazoa, Chordata, Lepidosauria, Squamata, Anolidae. The record is from RefSeq and is a predicted model, not a curated record. Gene Ontology annotation, biological process: regulation of transcription by RNA polymerase II. The coding region runs from base 83 to 1978 and encodes 631 amino acids. The transcript is spliced from 4 exons. Gene Ontology annotation, molecular function: RNA polymerase II cis-regulatory region sequence-specific DNA binding; DNA-binding transcription factor activity, RNA polymerase II-specific.